Messenger RNA from Ananas comosus (pineapple), 1221 nucleotides. RefSeq lists its product as uncharacterized. The transcript is spliced from 6 exons. The record is from RefSeq and is a predicted model, not a curated record. Lineage: Eukaryota; Viridiplantae; Streptophyta; Magnoliopsida; Poales; Bromeliaceae. The coding region runs from base 186 to 809 and encodes 207 amino acids.
UCGGCAACAAGAGGGAAGCCGGUGCAGAGUUUAUCCUACACGGCAACGCAUUCACAUUCACCGCCGAAUUUCUACUCGUACGGGAAGCAGAAACCCUACCAGAACCCAUUCGCUUUACUCCCGGCCCCGAUCGAAACCACAGAGAGAGAGAGAGAGAGAGAGACGAAGCGAUCGAUAGAUCUCCAAUGGCGAUUAUUUCUCGAUCCCUUCGAACUCUAAUCAACCUCUCCCACCCUCCCCUCUCCCGAUCCAUCUCCUCCACUCCGCGCCUUAACAGCCUCGGAUGGUUCGACAAGAUCAAGGGCGCCAUCACCGGGAAACCCUCGCCCGACCCCUCCAAGACCACCUCCUUCUCCCUCAUCGAUUUCGCGAAUCAGAUGGAUAAGGCGAGGAAAUUGGGCUCGUUCAAGAACUUCGUGGCGGGGCGGUGCAGCGAGGCGACGAUCUCCGAUGCGUUCGAGAAGCAUUCGGAGAUCCUUCGGUAUCUCGGAUCGAUUGAUCCGACGGGAGAGAGUCUCCAAAACAGUCACAAAAUUGAUGCAACGAAACACUGUAAUUGCACUAUAACUGAGGUUGAGCAUAUUUUGGCAAAGUACUCAUGGGCCAAAGAGGCUCAGAAGAAGAUAGAAAAGUUGAAGGAGGAAGGAAAACCAUUGCCAAAGUCCUUUAGCGAGGUACAAAAGUUGAUGGGCUCGACACCAUUGGAAGUUGGCAGAUCCAACUUAGCAAAGAGCGGUCAAAUAAGUAGGAAUGCUCUAUGCCCGUGUGGGUCUGGAAAGAGAUAUAAAAGGUGCUGUGGAGCAAGCUGAGGUGGACAAGCGCCAAGCUCAUUUCCAUAUCAUUGGACAGAAAUUUGCCUCCCAUGACUUUGCAAGUGGCUUGAUGGCAAAGCUCGUUCUAAAUUAAACUCUACUCGGAUCAUCAUGAUCCUAAAACCAAUAUUUAGAAAGUUCCGAGCACAUCAAGAGAAGCAUCCUCUGUUGCGAAUGCAAAGAAUUUCGGCGGUAAUGGCUGGUUCUUCCUGUGAACUAACCCUGGGUGCUCAUUCUGUGAUAGGAUCAUAGGAGUGCUUAAUUUCCUGCACAAGUGAAAUAUCAGCAGCCCCCCUUUCUUUUUUCUUUUUUUUUUCUUUUUUUCUGUCUUUCAUGAAGUGGGUACAACUAUUUUUGUGAUUCGUUUAUUUGGUAACUUCUAAAUACUUCAUCGCAUGCUUCUCACUCA